Molecule: messenger RNA, 6233 nt
Organism: Erpetoichthys calabaricus (reedfish)
Lineage: Eukaryota; Metazoa; Chordata; Cladistia; Polypteriformes; Polypteridae
Product: snaclec coagulation factor IX/factor X-binding protein subunit A-like
Exons: 6
Coding region: 5577-6164 (195 amino acids)
Source: RefSeq, a predicted model, not a curated record
UCCAAAGUGAGCAUUGUAAGUAUAAAAUGAUCCACACUCUGUAGUUGAAAUCUAAAGUGUAAUUGAAUAAAGGUACGUGCUGCCCAACUAAUUACAAGUGACAUUCAAACAGAAAGAGCAGCCAGUGUGGACGCCUUUGUGGUGAAAAGAGAACCCGGCGAUUUUUACGGAGGUUGGCAUUAAAGAUCCUCUUGUGUGCUGUGGCAGUUGAGAUGAACACAUCUGGACCUGCUGACAUAAAAGCGUGUGACGUCACCAGCAGCAGUAAGUCGUCUUAGUCACAGCACAGCGUAUAAGAAAACAAGGCCUUAAAUAAAAAUGACAGUUCUCCUGUGUGUAUCAUUCCUAACCAAUCUGCCAGUUACAGAAGCACAAUCCCGGUCACUAACACAUUUACCGUGUUGCCCGCCCAUUUAACAAUCAGUGAGAACAGAUUUCACCCGAUUCAUUAAAUAUUUCAUCAUUUAAACCCAGAGGCAUGGGCACUGCCCCCCCAGAGACAAGCUGUGCCCAUCCUGUGAAAUGCUCUGUCCCUCCGCAAGCUGCUGGCUCCACAGUUGAGCCCAGCACCGCUGCUACCAACACGGAGCACAGCGCACCCACGUCAGGAACUGAAACUCCAAAAGAUGUAGAUAAGCCUACACAAUCCUCCAGCUCUGUGCCCGUGUCGGGUAUCCAAACCUCUGCCUUCAACAAAAUCGACAGUCCGGUCUGCCUGACUUAAAUAUGGAUAGCCCAUCCCAGCCCGUUUUUAAUUAAUUAUCCCAAGUGCGCAUUUGGAAAGACACUCAGAUGUUUUAGUGCAAGCUGGAAUCAGUCUUGACCAUGGCUUGAAUAUUCUGUUGUCCGUGAUGCCAGCUUUUGCUUUGCCUGCCACAAAUUUAGUGCUUCCAUUCGGACCGUGAGAACAUAUUCACCAAACAUGGCUACACUAAUUGGGCUACUAAUCUGUAGAAAAAGACUGGCGGCUUCCACAAACGCGUCUAGUAUCCCGCACGUCAGAGCCAUGUCUGCAUGGCAAGAGUAUCGGCACCGGGCAGAGACGGGUGAAAGCAUAGUUCAACUACUGGGUCCAACCCAGAUAGAAAAGAAUAGAUAUGAUGUGAAAAGCACUGGGGAGGCCGUUCACUUCCUUGCAGUCCAUGAACUGGCUCUGCGUGGUCACAAUCACGAAGGUGAGGAGGAGGAGGAGGACGGACUUUCCUGAAGUUCUUUGAUUACACAAUCAAUAAAGACACCAGACUUGCAGAACUUGUAAAGUACAUCCCAGACAACGCAAAAUGCACAUCCAGUGUAAUUCAAAAUUAAAUGAUUGAGUCUUGCCAAAAUGGCGGUAAAAGAUAUCAGGACCAAAUAUGAAAAGCUGACUCUCCUGGACUCUGCAUUAAAAGUGAUGGUACCAGGGAUCGCAGUAACAUUGAGAAUUUGUCUGGAGUGAUUAGAUUUGUCCAGAACUCCAUCCCUGAAGAAGACCUGAUUGGCUUCAUUGAACCGAAUCGGCUUGAUGCUGAAUAUAUUUGUAACCCAAUUCUGCCCCAUCUCUCUGAGCUAGGUUACAGCCCAGACAAUUUAGUGUGUCAGUGUUUUGACGGUGCUUCUGUCAUGUCUGGGCCAAGGGGUGGUGUCCAGGCUUUGUUACAAAACCAAGUGUGUAAGUACAUUCCAUAUGUACACUGCUACAAGCAGCAGCUCCAUGUAGCAGUGAUACAUGCGAUGGAAUCCGAACCUCUGGCUGAGAAGUUCUCUGACUGCUCAAAUUCAUUGAACACAUUUUGUCACAGACCUUAUGUUUCACACACACACAAUACAGCCACACUGACAAGACUUCUAGAAAUACGAUGGACCAGCAACAUUUAUUUAUAUCGCACAUUUUCAUACAAGAAAUGUAGCUCAAAGUGCCUUAUGUAAUGAAGAAAAGAAAAAUAAAAGACAAAGUAAGAAAUUAAAAUAAGACAACAUUAAUUAACAUAGAAUAAGAGUAAGGUCCGAUGGCCAGGGAGGACAGAAAACAAAACAAAUACUCCAGACGGCUGGAGAGAGAACUCAUAUCUGCAGGGGUUCCAGACCACGAGACCACCCAGUCCCCUCUGGGCGUUCUACCUGACAUAAAUGAACAGUCCUCUUUGUAUUUAGGGUUCUCACGGGAGGACUUGAUGACGGUCAUGUAGCCUUCUGGCUUCUAAUCCAUCACUGUUGGAACCAGUCAUUAUGAUGUCACAAAGUCCAUUGUCAACAACGUGGAAGCUAUAAGGGGGCUUCUCUCAGGUAGCAGAGGCUGACACUGCCCCUUUUGACAUUUGCAUACAGGCAUGUGGUCUUUUGACCCAAUUUAAAAAGCAGAAUUUCUUCAAUACAAGAACAUUCCUCCUUCGUGUGCUUGGUGUGCUGAAACCAGCCAAUGCAAUUGUACAGGCACAUGCAGUGGAUUUGUGUCCUGCUGGGGAGGUGGUGACCGCUUCACUGGCCACACUGAAGGAGAUGAGAUGCCACUCAUUCUGGGAGGAUCAUUUCUCUCAGUAGGCCUACCAAUUCGCUCAAAAGGAAACGGAAAGUUAAUUCACAGCUUGAUGAUAGUAUUGUCGUGUCUACACUUGGGUAUGGUGACUCUGAUGAACAAAUUGCUCCUAAUCAGACUUUUAAAAGGGCUAUGUUCAGCAUUCUUGAUAGAUCGAGAGCUAUUGUGGGAAUGGAGACAAGGUUCUCUCAGAGAAAUGUUGAAUUAUUGAGGGCCACAUCGCUUCUCCUGCCUAAAUCAGAAUUAUUUCCUGAUCAUUCUCUCCUGAAACCACUUCAGGCACUUGCAGGCACAGAGCAAAACAGCAUGAGCUUGCAAAAUGAAAUUGCUGUGGCAAAAGCAAUGGUGAUCACUAAACUGUGAAUCACGCAAAGGCAUUGAGCCGUACAAAGAGGCCUGCCCUAUGUUGCAUUGGCUAUAUGUCACAGCACUCAUCACUGGCGUGUCUUCAGCUGCAUGCGAAAGCUCUUUCUCUACUUAGAACCGCAUUCUCACUCCACUCUGCCGAACAAUGCUGCAUUCAAGGAAGAGAAAUGUAGUCAUUCUGGCACAUGAGAAGAAUCUCACAGAAAAUCCAGAUAUGAAUGAGUUUAUUUCAGAAUUUGCCAAGAGUGACCGCAGACUGGUCCUGUAGAUAAUAUCCAGGUUAAACACUGGAAACUGAUGUCCUAUAGCCUCCCUACACUGUAAAAAAUACAUCUUACAUGUCUGAAAAAUAAUAAUAAAAAAUAGCUAACUAUACGCAAAAUAAUCCUUAAUUAAUAAAAAUGGGUUUUACCCUAUUAUUUAUUUAAUUCUAAUUCAAUAAACAAAUUAAGAAUAAUAAGUUAUAGAAAUGUUUACAUUUUAAGAAAAAUAAUAACUUAUUAUUCUAAGUAAAAAAAACUACACUGUGAACAGAAGACAUUUAAGUUAAAUGUAAUGACGCCGCACUUCCUCUCACAUCGACUUCUUGGUCUUUACAACAACGCAUUCAGCUGUAACGUUUAUCCAUAAUAAGAGCUAUUUUACUACGAAUGUGUAAGUAUAAAGCAUAUUAACUUCGUAAUGAAUAAUAACUAGUAUUUCAUUUCUUACAGUUACAGACAUAAGCAGUUGUUGUUUUCACGAAACCUUUCCCUUCAUGUGGGAAACAUGGCGAGCAAAGUAGCGUCUUUCUAACAACCUACCUCGUUGGUUUGCUUUAAAAAGCAAGCACAUUUCUCAGAUAGUUACGUAAGUUCAUUUUGUUUUGUUUUUUAUCAUUUAAAACUUUAAUUUUACACAGAAAAAGAAAUGACACUUUGAGUUAAGUUUGAGAAAGCUAUGGUGUUUGUCCUAAACUACGACCUGUAAACAGACGUUUGCCUAACCGUCACGAUAUUAUUAUUUGACCUCUUAUUAAUUCGUGUUCUACAUAGGUCAUGUAUUUUCUGGUUAAUUUUAAUACUGUGGUUUAUUUAGUGAUGUUUGAUUUCCUACGUCCUAUUUUAUUUCAGGAUUUUCACUAUCGCCUACUGAGAAGUACUGGCAAAGGCGGCCAUUCAUUUAAGCGGAUAUGUUGGCGUAACUUCUUGAACUCUGUGUUUUGCUAAUGGAAGAACACCAUCUUGGAGCUAGUUAUACUGCUGUUGAGGCUACUAGGCUGUACAGAGAACUUAGGCCUUUGCUAAGAACCAGAAUAGUCAGAACCCCCUGAUGUACUCACACCAACAUAUGGAAUCAUAUGUCCAUAAAGGAUCUUCUACUCACUCUUUUAUUGAUGUCGGUUUCUUCGGAGUGUGUAUGUUUCCUUUAGACUUUUUUGCUUGUUUGUUUUGCUACUCUGGUUUAACCUUCUCUAUUGAUAGAUUUCAGGUAAAUGACCCAACCUUGACAUUUGUGUUGUGCUGAACUUAAGUGUAGUGCAUUUUGGGAAAGCUGAAACGUGAAGCAGGACCUCCGAAUGAUUUGUAUAGCAGCCUGUUUGCAGGUUCAAGUAACUUUUAGGAAUCAAACUUGGCUUGUGUGAUAACUGUGGUAGUGGAAUGGCAGCCAGGUGUAAAUGUUUAUUUGAGUGUGAGGGAUUGCAGUGGUGGUGUCUUUUAUUAGAACUCUGUUCAGAAAAGUUCUGAGUUCAGCUUUAGUUCAUUUGCCACUUAAAUUGAGCCUUUAAUUCAGUUGCUUUGUGACACUUUUUGUAAAGAGCCCAACUCAUUUGCCAACAUGGACAUUUUGAGAGGAGCCAUGGACAUUUAAAUGAAGCUUGUAUUUGCAUAGCUGCUGGACCCCCGUAAAGGAGCUCAAUCUCCAGCAAGAAAUCUUUAUUUUAACUUAAGGAUAUAUAAUUAAUAAGUAAGGAACCGGACCAUCUAGAAACUGACAUCUGGGACUGAAUGAAGAUGCAUGAACCCAAGCAGAUUGUAUAAUCUUUGUAUUCCUUAUACUUGUUUUUAUUUGUUGUCAUUAGUUAUUAUGCAAAUGAACAUUUUUUAUUUGCUGUCAUUAUGGCCAUAAAUCAUUUUGAAAUAAAAGCUUAAAUUAGGGUUACUCCACACACACACACACACACACACACACAUUGGUCAUUGGUUGUCCAGUCGGCUCUUUGAUAAAAGUUGCUUAUGGUCUUCUGGUUGAGCCCAUGCCUGCUUAGCGGAGGUCCUCUUUGUUUGGUUUCCAGACAGGUACAUUUCACAGUCCUUUUCUUUCUUUCUUUCUUUAUUUAAUAAUACUAUUCACAAGCCAGGAGCUAAAUGCUUUUCUCCAUUCUUCACUUACAUGUAAUAGUUUGUGCUUGUAAGUCUGCACUCCUCUUGAUUUUGUUCUCUGCUCUGGUGAGCACCACUUGUUAUCUGACAGCUGUUUGAGCCAAAGAGCGCUGUGUCAUCUUCAAGUUGUUGAGUAAGGUGAGUGCUUGUCACUAGUUGUUGAUUAUUUAUCAGUAUCGACUGACUGACUGACUUUCUACACUGAAGCUAAGUGUCAGAGUUAGUAAUUCUUGGGAUGGACGAAGAACUCUUUGUUUAACGUGACAGAGACGCCAAGCCAGCGGGCUUCUCCUUUUAUACAUUUGUUUUUGUUCUUUAAGGGCCUUUCCACGAUGAUUCUGCUUUUGAUUUCACUGAGCCUGUGGCCACCAGCCGUCACAUCUCUCGAUCAACACGACUGCCCUUCACCAUGGACAGCCUUCAAUGGCAGCUGUUACGUUUACAUUGACCUGCAGCUUCGUUAUGAGGAGGCCUGGUUGGUUUGCCGCCUCUCUUCGGUGCCCAGCGCUGAGGAGACUCACUUUAUCCUCGGCCUGACUGAGGACUAUUACAGGUUUCCUUACGCGUGGCUGGGAGGCCUUGUAGAUGGUGAGGGCAAAUGGCGUUGGAUGGAUGGAUCUGAAUGUGACUUCCAAGAUUGGGGCGUUUAUCAACCAAGGCAGCGUUCUCAGAUGGACAACUACCUGGCCAUCAGCUACCAGGAUAAGCAGACCCCCGGACAGUGGACCUGCUUCUACUACAGAUUUAAACUUCCUUUUGUGUGUAGAAGGGCCCGAGUGGAGUUGUGCCGGCUGAGGGUCUCACAGACGGCGAUGAAGAUGAUGACGAUGACGAGUGCUGGGUCUCACGACUCACUCCAUCAGUUGAUAUUCUUUUGUGUUUAUUCAUCGCGUUUUUCAAGUCACUCGCACAAUAAAUAAACCUUUGUUUGGAUUUCUUUGGUAUUAAAAUGUUUGAACUGUAAAUUAACAAUAAAGAGCAAUGAGCUU